Messenger RNA from Monosiga brevicollis MX1, 2844 nucleotides. RefSeq lists its product as uncharacterized. The coding region runs from base 1 to 2844 and encodes 947 amino acids. Gene Ontology annotation, molecular function: transmembrane receptor protein tyrosine kinase activity; ATP binding. Gene Ontology annotation, biological process: cell surface receptor protein tyrosine kinase signaling pathway; positive regulation of kinase activity; protein phosphorylation. The transcript is spliced from 3 exons. The record is from RefSeq and is a predicted model, not a curated record. NCBI's taxonomy places the organism in Eukaryota, Choanoflagellata, Craspedida, Salpingoecidae. Gene Ontology annotation, cellular component: signaling receptor complex.
AUGGUGCGCGCCCUUGUGCUCGCCCUACUCCUCACUUGCCAGGCCAUAAAGGCGCAAUGGAUUGCAGGUGGUAGCCCGACCAUGUACUGCGAAUCUCCUGAAGUUUAUGGUGGGGUUCGCAUUCAUCUCGCAGGAUACAACGCGUCCUUGGCACCUAGCAUCACGAACCAAUACUACGCCAACUACAAUGCGUUUUUUGAUUAUGACAACUAUCUGCAACAAGCAGGCAACAUUGGAGACUCGACUUGGUCAUCACCCAUAUUGUCUCUGAGCGACGUGCGCGGCGUGGCCCUGGAAGGCCACGUAUCUGUUAUCACAGUGUCUGUCAAGUUUGCCGCACCCGGAUCAGCAUAUGAUCAGCCUGAUUUUUUCCGUGUCACCCUUGUAUUUCUGGGCGGUGAGCAGCAGAAUUUGGAAACUAGUGAUGUCCUGUAUGUCACUGGAGCAACUUCUGGUGGCAUUAUUACUAUGCAGACGCCUAUCAACGGCUUGGAGCUGGGGGUGGACCGGAACUCGAAUGUGCUCAAAUUUACGAGCACCUUUUCGCUUCAUGCCGACACCGAGUUUAUGAGGGUGGAUUAUGACUUUGGUACAACGCAUCGAGAUGAGUACUUUCUGUUUGGCGAUCUUGUCGUACUAGGCUGUGACACAGGCGCCGAUUGUGAUCAGUGUCCUGAGGGGUCGGAGCUUAACGCCGAGCGCAGUGGCUGUGACACUUGCGCUGCUGGUAGCUAUCGCUCGGCUGGAAUGAACGAGUGUGCCGUGUGCGCGGACGGCACCGAGCCGUCAGGAAACCUAGCGUCGUGUGUGCCGUGUUCAGGAGCUGCAUAUCGUGAUGCAUUGAGCAUGGACCAGUGUGCGGCGUGCCCCGUGGGCUCAGAGCCCAACUCGGAGCGCAGUGGCUGUGACACGUGUGCUGCUGGUAGCUAUCGCUCGGCUGGAAUGAACGAGUGUGCCGUGUGCGCGGACGGCACCGAGCCGUCAGGCGACCAAGCGUCGUGCGUGCCGUGUUCAGGAGCCGGGUAUCGUGAUACAUCGAGCAUGGACCAGUGUGCGGCCUGCGCCGUGGGGUCAGAGCCCAACUCGGAGCGCAGUGGCUGUGACACGUGUGUCGCUGGUAGCUAUCGCUCGGCUGGAAUGAACGGGUGUGCCGUGUGCGCUGAUGGCACGGAACCGUCAGGAAGCCAAGCGUCGUGUGUGUCGUGUACAGGAGCCGAAUAUCGCGAUGCGUCGAGCAUGGACCAGUGUGCGGCGUGCCCCGUGGGCUCAGAGCCCAACUCGGAGCGCAGUGGCUGUGACAUGUGUGCUGCUGGUAGCUAUCGCUCGGCUGGCAUGAACGGGUGUGCCGUGUGCGCUGAUGGCACGGAACCGUCAGGAAGCCAAGCGUCGUGUGUGCCGUGUUCAGGAGCCGCAUAUCGUGAUGCAUCGAGCAUGGACCAGUGUGCGGCGUGCCCCGUGGGAUCAGAACCCAACUCGGAGCGCAGUGGCUGUGACAUGUGUGCUGCUGGUAGCUAUCGCUCGGCCGGAAUGGACGGGUGUGCUGUGUUCACAGACAACAACGUCCCGACGACUGAUGAUGCAAAUCACCAUAGUUCCAAAAAGCCUCGUCAAACAGGGCUGGUUGCUGCUGGUGCCAGUGGUGGUAUCGUGCUGUUGGUCAUUGGUUUGGCUUUGCUCGUUUACUUUUGUAGGCGCAGGACGAAAGCGACCUCAGUGGGUUCGGAGAAUAUUUACGACCUUUUCGAAGUGCACGAUAAAGAUGUGUGGGAAUUUGAGAGGCACAAUUUAUGGAUUGGCCCAAAGCUGGGGAAUGGUGCCUUUGGUGAGGUGUUUCAAGCCUGGAUUGCACAUCAGUCCGCAGAUGGAAAGCAAGCUUGUGCUGCCAAACGACUUCCACCUGGUGCAUCAUACGAAGCUCAUCAGGACUUUCGGGCCGAGCUGGCCCUGAUGAAGGAGCUGGGCACACAUCCUAACGUGAUUGGCCUUGUUGGGCACUGUUUUCAGGACGAGCCACCCAUUUUACUGGUCGAGCUGGCCGAGUUAGGGAACCUUCGGGACCUUUUGCGCAAGGGCCGGGCCUCUGAAGGUCGUGCUCAGUCACAUUCUGUUGGACAGUUGAUCGAGUUCUGCCGUCAGAUUGUGAAUGGCAUGGCUUUUCUGGAACAAAACGACGUCAUCCAUCGAGACCUUGCCGCUCGAAAUGUACGAAGACAUCGCUUGGCCAAGUUUGAGUUCAAGCACCUGUGUGUGCUGGUGGACCAACAGAUGACGUGCAAGGUCAGUGACUUUGGUCUGGCAAGGACGCUGGAUGGUGAGCAAUACACAACAACCACCACCAGGCUCCCUGUAAAGUGGAUGGCCCCAGAGAGCUUGGGGAGACGAAUUUACACGACGAAAUCCGACGUCUGGGCCUUUGGAGUGACCAUGUGGGAGAUCUUCUCGUUGGGGGGAACCCCGUAUCAGGAGUACCGCAAUGCUCACAUUUUGAACCUGCUGGAGUCUGGCUAUCGUCUUCCUGUGCCAAUGCAAAUGCCAUCAAAGGCACACGGGAUCAUGCAGCAAUGUUGGUCGAUGGAAGCCGAAGAACGACCGGCCUUUGCAGAGCUCAUCGGAUCGUUCACGGGCUGGCGCUCCGAGUCCCUUGGCUGUGCGAAUAACGGUGAAGUUUUGUAUGAGACAAUUGCUGAUGUGCAGGAGGCGCUUGAGGACCUUGGUCUCCACGCCCCUGCCCAUGGUUUCAUCAGCGGCGCUCAGCCUUCAGUCAGAAAAUUACCCAAAGCCCAAGCCGCAUUCGAUGUCGUGCUCAAUCAGCGGGACGCCGACGAAAUGACUGAGGUUGGUUGA